Messenger RNA from Ogataea polymorpha, 1056 nucleotides. RefSeq lists its product as uncharacterized. Gene Ontology annotation, molecular function: protein binding. The transcript has a single exon. The record is from RefSeq and is a predicted model, not a curated record. Bases 1 to 1056 code for a protein of 351 amino acids. NCBI's taxonomy places the organism in Eukaryota, Fungi, Ascomycota, Pichiomycetes, Pichiales, Pichiaceae.
AUGUCUCACCGAAUAAGAAUUUCGCAGAACCCGCCACUCGACACAUUGGAUGCGCGGCUGAGUCUGGUGUCGGCAGACUCCGUGGCAACGAACGAACGGCUUCUGGACAAAUUGGGUCUUCCUGACGAGGACAUUGAGAGUUUCGAAGUAGAGCAUGAGGCCAGAAACUAUGAGCCUGCCAGCCAGUUCCAAUCGCUAAAGCCGUUUUGGUACGAGCAAAAGCAAAAAGACGUCAACACAACGCUCGACUCGGACUCGCACAGUUUUGACCUCGGCGAUGACGUGGUUGAAGACCGCCCAAUCCUUAAGCAGCCGCAACACAGACGAAUAGCUUCGAUAGAAGAAUAUUACGUGACCAGCCAUUACCUACAACAGACACCAAUAGAUGCCACGCCUACAAGCCAGCGCACGUUCCACUUUCGCUCGGAGUCCAACACGAACGACUCUGUGCGAUUCCGACCCCUAUCGCCUCCCCCCUCUGCCGCUGAUGCAGUACCAGACGCAGUGGCAGAGCCCUUGAGAUCGCCAAAUUUCAUAAAAUCGCAUGGGUCCACAGGCUCAGGAUCAUCGCUCUCGUCGCUAAUAAAGUCGCCGUUGAAGGCUCUUCGUGGGAAACAGUCUUCGACACCAGACUUGCAAGACCAGGGGCUUUCGCAGCAUUUCCAUUCCUUGGAAAAUGCGCAAGAAAUGCUAUCCUAUGGGCUUGGUCUGCGUAAUGGAGACGAUAAGUCUCUCGCCCAAAGCUUCAUCUGGAUAUGUAAGGCUGGGGCAGUGGACACUAACCACAGAUACAGCUUCCACAUCGAUCCACGGAAGCUUGCUUUGCGCCUGCCAGUCCACCCACAAAGCACCAUAUACUAUGAAAUUGGGCGUGCGCUUGUACACGGGUGGGGGUGCACAAAAGAUCUCGGUCAGGGACUCGAGUUUUUAGAGCUGGCUGCUUCGUUUGGUAGCAUCGACGCUAUGGAGCUCGCCGCGAAAAUUACAAAGAAGCAGCGUUCCAAAGCAUGGAAGAAGUUUGCAGAAGACGCUCGGCGGCUUGCUAAUAGCCGGUGA